This is a messenger RNA of Brenthis ino (lesser marbled fritillary), 486 nucleotides long. NCBI's taxonomy places the organism in Eukaryota, Metazoa, Arthropoda, Insecta, Lepidoptera, Nymphalidae. The record is from the annotation of a GenBank genome assembly.
AUGUCUAAAAUAUCAUCUUUAGUUAAUUUUAUUAGCAAACGAAAUAUUUCACUUACAGUCCCUAGGGAAGGUAAGAGAAAUUUCCGAAAAUUUGUUAUAGCUAACAAAAGAGGUUCACGGAUCCAUAAAAUGCAGCAAAUGGGUCCUAAACCUGAGUUAGAAGUGGACAGACGUGGAGUACGUGAUACAGGAUAUAUUUUAAACGGUCGCUUUGUUAAAGUGCCAGAAAUGAUACCUGAACUUAUCGUACCUGACCUAAAAGAUUGUAAAUUAAAACCGUAUGUUUCCUACAAAGCAGAGGAUGUGAUUCAAAGCGAAUUCACCUCUCAAAAUUUGUUUGAUGCUGUCUAUAGUAGAAAAAUAGUAACAGAUUUUAAAGAAGGUAAAUUAGAUGCAAAUGGUGAGCCCCUUGAGCCUUCAGAAGAAGAGAAAUUGAGACCAGAAGAAGCCGUUCAAAGAGCUAAGCAAACAGGCUCUGAUAUUUUU